This is a messenger RNA of Mangifera indica (mango), 1004 nucleotides long. Its product is annotated as leucine-rich repeat protein 2-like. Gene Ontology annotation, molecular function: protein binding. The record is from RefSeq and is a predicted model, not a curated record. The coding region runs from base 110 to 751 and encodes 213 amino acids. NCBI's taxonomy places the organism in Eukaryota, Viridiplantae, Streptophyta, Magnoliopsida, Sapindales, Anacardiaceae. The transcript has 7 exons.
CACACUAACAUUGAUCUAUUGACUUGACUUCUCUCUUUCCCCUCCUUUCUUUCUUCUUUUCGUCUUCUCUUUUUGUUACUCUUUUGCGUUCUCUUCUUUUCUCUCUCUAAUGGCUCCUGUUUCUCUCAUUUUUUCAUCCAUUCUUUCCUUCUUUCUCCUUGUUUCCCCUGCUCUCUCAACCAACUCUGAAGGAAAUGCUUUGCAUGCUUUAAGAAGCAGGUUUAAGGACCCUACAAAUGUGUUGCAGAGCUGGGACCCAACUCUGGUCAAUCCCUGCACCUGGUUUCAUGUAAGCUGCGAUGCCAACAAUCAUGUGAUUCGCUUGGACUUGGGAAACUCUAACAUUUCUGGGACUUUGGGGCCUGAGCUUGGUCAGCUUCAGCAUCUGCAGUACUUGGAGCUUUACAGGAAUGACAUUGGGGGGAAAAUUCCGAAGGAAUUGGGUAAUCUGAAGAACCUUGUUAGCUUGGACUUGUAUGAAAACAGAUUUGAAGGAGAAAUACCGAAGUCUUUUGCCAAAUUGAAGUCACUUCGAUUUCUGCGGUUGAACAACAACAAGCUAACUGGAUCUAUUCCAAGGGAACUCACCACUCUAUCAGACCUUAAAGUCUUUGAUGUUUCCAACAACAAUCUAUGUGGAACAAUCCCUGUUGAUGGCCCUUUUGCAAGCUUUCCAAUGGAAAGUUUCGAGAACAAUAGGCUCAAUGGACCGGAGCUGCUAGGACUGGUGCCUUAUGACUUUGGAUGCUGAAGGAAAAUUAGGAUUUGAUGGAAUUUCUAUGGAAGACUGUGAUAGCUAAGUCUUAUAUAUGGUGAAGUAGCUGAAACAAAUGCCUAGUUGUAUCGUGUGUGUUUUUAAUGUGUGAAAUAACUAAAGCAAGUAAAAUAAGACUGAAGCAAAUUUGAAGAGUGAAAGCCUUAGUUUUAUCCUCGAUGAGGAAUGCAAUUUGCGUUGCAGCAGCGUAUGAAAAAGUGCAGCUGUUGGCACACCAAUUUUUUAUGAA